Alternaria rosae is the source of this 957-nucleotide messenger RNA. RefSeq lists its product as uncharacterized. Lineage: Eukaryota; Fungi; Ascomycota; Dothideomycetes; Pleosporales; Pleosporaceae. Gene Ontology annotation, biological process: DNA replication; DNA strand elongation involved in mitotic DNA replication. Gene Ontology annotation, cellular component: GINS complex. The transcript is spliced from 3 exons. The record is from RefSeq and is a predicted model, not a curated record. Bases 81 to 734 code for a protein of 217 amino acids.
CCGUCGCGUUUGCUUGCUCACCACAUUUCUGUACCACCGAGGGGAAGACACUCAAAAAACCCAUAAAGCAGAACACAACCAUGUAUGGAGAAGCGGCCAAUAAGUUGGUCCAAAAUGCAAAACGCACCCUCGCCCUCCCCCAUCUCCCACCCUACGCCUCAGAGCUCACGCGCUCCAUAGUGCGGGAAGUGCGCGAUCUUGAUAAAGACGUUUCAUCCAUCCUUGCCCCCUACAGCGGGUCUUUCAACCCGAGCGCAUCCCCCGAAACCGCCUGCGCCCUCCUCGUAAACCACCUGUGCAUGCGCCGGAACAAGCGGUGUCUACUCGCCUACCACCGGGUGCGGAGCGACAAACUAGAAGAAUACUGCUGGGAAGGUGUCGACGUGCUGGAACAGCAAGGCAGCAAGGACCACAGUGGAGAAGGGGGGAGGGGCAGCGGAAUGGGCGCUGGAGGCGGAAAAGAAGAGAGCAGUUUGAGUCCCGAAGAGGAGGAAUAUGUGAGGCAAUACAGUGACCUGCUCGCUGCGUACAAGGGGCAAUGGACCGAUAUCGAUCUAACGGGGAGUCUGGAGCCGCCGCGCGAUCUCUUCAUCGACGUACGCGUCUUGAAAGACGCAGGCGAGAUACAAACAGAAUACGGCUCCAUAACCCUUACCAAAAAUUCGCAAUUCUACGUCCGGCAAGGCGACGUCGAACGCCUAAUUGCGCAAGGAUACCUCCAACGACUCAGCUAAUCAAACUUGCUACUCUUCCUUCAACCUCUUCAGCGACCAAGAUCAGUCCAAUACAUGAAAGAUUGACCGCAAACCUCACCCCACCUAACCUUCACCAGGUCCCCACUUCCGCAACAACCACGCUCAACCAACCAAACCAUGCGGAACGUCCUUCCGUGGGACUCAUCACACCCAGUGCAUCCUUCGCCAUCCAGCCGACACCGCUUUACCCCCGUUCUGUAAA